Microthlaspi erraticum is the source of this 810-nucleotide messenger RNA. NCBI's taxonomy places the organism in Eukaryota, Viridiplantae, Streptophyta, Magnoliopsida, Brassicales, Brassicaceae. The record is from the annotation of a GenBank genome assembly.
AUGCAAAUGGUCAAGGAUGUUCUGGCCAACAGUGAUAAAGUUUCAGAGGUCCUACAAGAGUCUACUCAUCAGUUCAACCUGCUUACUUCACCCACCUUCCUACCAAAGGUCAAGGAUCAAGGGAAAUUCACUCUCCCUUGCACACUUGGGCAUCUUGAGAUUGACAAUGCCUUAGUGGAUUCUGGAGCAAGCAUCAAUCUGAUCUCUCUCUCCAUGGCAGAGAAGCUAGGCAUAGCUGGAGCCUUGCAGCGCCCUACUACUUCAAUCAUCUUUGGAGAUGCAACUACUAAGUCUCCUCUUGGAGUGUUCAAGAACUAUCACUUGAAAAUUGGAGAAUGCAUCAUCCAAACUGAUCUCACUGUGAUGGAAAUGGAAGAAGAGAAGGAUUUGCCUUUUAUUGGGAACCCCUUUCCUUAUACCAAUCUCAGUUCUAAGAGUCAUGGAGCUACAAAGGUUGUGAAGGAAAGGGUUGACAAGGAACCAAGAGUUGGGAAGGAUAAGGAUGAGAGAGGACCAAGGAUUGAGAAGCCACGUCUUGAGAGGGCUAGAGUUGAGAAACCACGAUCUGAUAGGCCAAGAGCUGAGCGACUUGUUCAAGCCCCUUGUGUGCUUGAUGAAGAGAGCCUUCAAGCUUUGUUUGAUGAGCCACUAGGAAGGGCUCUACAAGAAGGGGAGGAUGCAGCCUCUAAGGCAAGACCAGGAGAUAAAAGAAAGGAUCCACCAGCUCAGGCCCCUUCAGUCAAGCCAUCUCAGCUCACAAUGACUUGUUCCCCACCAAGUUUGAAAAUGGGAAGAUUGAGUACAAGAUAA